Priapulus caudatus is the source of this 2339-nucleotide messenger RNA. Its product is annotated as UBX domain-containing protein 11-like. The transcript is spliced from 12 exons. Gene Ontology annotation, molecular function: ubiquitin binding. The record is from RefSeq and is a predicted model, not a curated record. The coding region runs from base 290 to 1738 and encodes 482 amino acids. Lineage: Eukaryota; Metazoa; Priapulida; Priapulimorpha; Priapulimorphida; Priapulidae. Gene Ontology annotation, biological process: proteasome-mediated ubiquitin-dependent protein catabolic process.
AAACAAAUCGCUAUGACUAGAGACGUAAUACCCGUGGCUUUUCCCUUGCUACACGGGACAAACAACAUAUCAAUGGAUGAAAACUGACUUCAGCAUGUGCUACAGCUUACAAAGAAGAACUGAACUAAAAACGUACGGCUAAAGGUUGAGCUAUUCGGACGAAAACCAAGCCGAAGUUAGGGUGGCUAUUUCACUCUUGGUCACUGACUGAUUCUGAAUCUCACAUAUGAUAUAUAAAUCUCACUCUCAAUAAGGCUAAGCUUGUUCACUGUUCAGUCCAAGACACGAAAUGAGCUCUCCUUUAGUAAGUCUCAAGAAAAGACAGUCAUCUUUACCAAUUAGGGAUGGAAAGGGAAGAAACGUACCUUUUCGAUCAUGUAAACACACCAUCUACCCGACUGCCGAGACUGCAACAAGUCGCACAGCUCCUCAGAUAUCAAACACUGCCCCAAAUACAAAGCCCAAAACUGCAGCAAGGGUAGGAGAAGUGAUGGCGUUGGCAAGACAAGCAAGUGAACAAGUUCCAAAUGAUAUGCAACUGAUGAAGGCCAUGAUGAAGAGGCUGGGAGAAUUGGAAUCCAGACUUCAAUCUCAAAGUAGAGAUAUUGUAGAAAAGGAUGCGAAAAUCAAUUCACUGGAAGAAAAAAUAACGGCUGCAGGACGACCUAAAGCCUCUUCCUCGUCUAAAAUCAUCUCGGCUCUCGAGAAAAAGUGCGCCUUGCUACAACACCACGUGUCAGAGAUGGAAGCGUUCCUUAAUGACUACGGAAUGAUAUGGGUGGGCGACGAGGCACACGACAGCACAGACGAAGAGGAGGAAGAGGAGGAGGAGGCAAAAAAGACACCUGUUCGUUGCCAGGGACGCCCCUGGAACCAAGCAUCGUCGGCGGGGACGGCGGCAUUUCGAGUCGAUUACGACCUCAUCCUCCGCAACGUCGACGACCUGAACGUGUUGGCGGGCGACGGAGUGUCGAAGGUGCAGCAGACCGAGACCGGCAGCAACGAUUCUAAGCAUCCUGAUGUCUCUGGACCAUUCCGGAGCGUCGACGAGGCGAGCACGCGGGGGUGCCUGCAGGACCUCAUGGACGGAUACUUCCCGAUGGAACUCCAGGCCGCAUAUCCCGAUGGCGUGCCGAUCAAGGUGACCGACAGACGCCACACGGUGUUCAAGGAGCGACAGCGGAACGCUGCCUUUCCCGGCGAGGGACAGGUGCUGUCCCCUGUGAAACCUCCAAAAUGGACUCCACUAGAAUGCGUGGGGGAAACAAGCGAACUGCCGAGACCUAGGCUCACGGCCGAGCAGUUCUGUGACAGGCUGCCACGCACGGUCGUCAAGGACGGCAAGGUCAUUGACAUACGGUCGGCCAUCUUGGAGCAGGUGAGACCGAACGCGGCGGACGGGAGGUUCACCGUCGUCGAGACGCCCAUCGUCACGGAGAUGAAACAACGGGUGACGUCGGCCGGUGGCGGGAGCAGGACGGCGGGCAGUGCCGGGCAGCCGCUGACCACGCUGCGAGUGAGGUCGGAGCGAGGCAACGAGACGUACAUCGUCAAGAUGUUCCCCGGUGACACCGUGGGACAGCUGCGACGCCACCUCGACGCACAGAGGCCAGAGUUGAGAGGCACUUACGAGAUCGUCUCGACCUUUCCGAAAAUGAAGUACACCGACGACAGCGCCACCUUGCAGCGAUGCAGCCUCGUGCCAAAUGCCGCGCUCCGGCUAAUCCGCAAGCAGUGAGGUCACAGGUCGACGUGCUGGACGAGCGGAUGACCGUCAGCAGCGUUGAUGGUUAUGCGCGAGCAUAUGGUUGCGUACAGAGGGCGCCAGGAGUGUUAUACAUGGAAAAUAAUUAGCAAAAAUAUCCUUAUACUAGUUUUACCAGUGGUCUUUCACAAACGUGAUACCUAUUCGUGAAAGAAUACAUAUAGGAAGCAGUACAAUUAUGAUACCUGGUGCCUUUUUCUGAGUGAAAAAAUGUGUAGAUGUCUGCAUAUAGCAUGAGAUCGGGGAAUUGUCGGGGUGCAUACGUAGCACAGCAUGUGGUGGCAUUUAUUUCAAUAUACCCUACAUAUAGUCAUAUAUAGUACAUUCACGUAUAUGAACAUACACAUACAUACAAUUAGAAGUGAAGAAAAGCAAAUUUGUUUUGAUUCACUCCUGAUACAAUAUAUAGUUAAUAUAUUACUUAUAUGAAAAUAUAUAAUGUAGAAGUGACUAUUUAUUUAUGUACCAUACUGUAAGUUAUUAUUUGGCCAUUUGAAAAAAUAGGGGUAUGGUGAUAUAUUCUUUUCUGUCAUUGAUAUUUUGUUACAUAUAAAGAAACAUUGUAUUACUACAU